This is a messenger RNA of Helicoverpa zea (corn earworm), 933 nucleotides long. Its product is annotated as protein ABHD11-like. The transcript is spliced from 3 exons. Bases 1 to 933 code for a protein of 310 amino acids. Lineage: Eukaryota; Metazoa; Arthropoda; Insecta; Lepidoptera; Noctuidae. The record is from RefSeq and is a predicted model, not a curated record. Gene Ontology annotation, cellular component: mitochondrion.
AUGAAUACUCAAUUAGCAAUAAAUGCUUUAAGACUAAAUCAUUGUGUAGGUUUCAAAAGAAGACUUAGGACUUGUACAGAUCUAAGUAGAGCGAAAGCGGUGGAUCUGGUGUAUAAGGUGUAUGGUCCCAGUCUAACACCUGAUACUGUGCCUAUAAUAGUGCUCCAUGGCUUCCUGGGCGGCAAGAGAAAUUGGCACACCGUCAGUAAUAGAAUAGCAUGUCACACAUAUAGAACUGUGAUAGCAGUGGACGCUCGUAACCAUGGCGGGAGCCCCCACACUGAUUCCCAUACCUACCUCGACCUGGCAGCUGAUGUCUGCAAGCUAAUAAAAAAGUUACAUAUUAAAAAAAGUGUCAUUAUGGGCCACAGCAUGGGAGGCAGAACUGCAAUGGUCUUGGCCUUGACAGAGCCAUCCAAAAUAGCAAGGCAGAUCAUAAUAGAUAUAUCACCGGUCUCGACCUGCGAAAGCCUAAAAAAAUUCUUUCCGCAUGUCUUAGAAGUAAUGUCGGCCAUGGACUUUAAAGGGAAAGAUUUGGCUAGUGCACGAAUGCAAGCUAAAUCUAUAAUACUAAAACACCAUUUAUUCAAACGCGAAGAAAGCAUGUAUUUCGUGUUAAGGAAUAUUGGAAAGUUGCCUAAUAAUACUUUCGGAUGGGAGUGCAAUGUUCAGACCUUAUUGAAGGAUUUUCAUCACGUCGCUGAUUUUCCUACAGAGGCUUUGAGAGGAAGAACUUUCGAGGGUCCUGUGUUAUUCAUCGGCGGUUCUGAAUCAAGCUUUAUUCCACCUGAAGACAUAACCGGGAUCAGACAGUUUUUUCCCAAAGCUGUUCUGCGGUACAUAGAAGACGUCGGCCACAAUCUGCAUGUUCAGGAUCCAACUACCUUUUUCAAUAUGGUUAUACAAUUUUUAGCCGAGGGUGACAAAAGAUAA